AUGUUAUCUAUAUACGAUAUUUCUGAAGCUCCAGAGCCUGCCCUGCCUGCAUCUUCUCUCAUCCCAAUAAUGCCUGCAGAAUUACCCUACAACGUUCCGUGGGCGACACAUCCGCUCUCGAAACGUGAAGCUUAUGAUGUGGAUAUUGAUAUUUUGACACAGAACUUCACAUCCUUUGCCAUCAGAGACGUCCCAAAAACCCCCUCGGUCCCAGGUGCUUACCCUGAAACUCCACACAUCGAUCCCAGGGCUAAAAAGAUUAUCAAUUUUCUAAGUUUGUAUUCCGAGAAUAAUCGGGAAAUGGUCGAACGUUGCGCCCAACAACUAGGCGAAGUUACGGAUCCGUACACGUUCGAGAAGAAGGCCUUCAACGCCCUAUCACUGUUGGUGGCCGACGGUGACACUGCAGCACUCAAAGAACCCGCAAAGCACCUUCGUGAGCUUCUCUUCGGCGCGAAGAAGGUCAGGUUCGCACACGCACCGCCUGACGAUGAUGUCUUUGGGGCACCAUCUGAUGCUGCCAAACCCGCGAAGCCAGAGGCAAAAGAUGUCCAGGUGAAAAUGGAGCCCUCUUCAUCACCGUACAUCUCGCCUCAAGUCACCGAACACCCAGAUUCUCGAGGCCCGCGAGAGACAGAGAACCAGCACGCGCCGACGCCAGCCGUGUCCGUUUCGGUGGCCCCUCCUCACGUCCCAACUAAUCCGCGCCCUAAUCCACUCCCUCGAGAGUCCCAGGACGCUCCAGUGCACCCAGCCCCCUCGCAUCAUGUGCACCCAGCCCCCUCGCAUCAUGCACCAACCAAUUACGAUGGAAGGGAAUACACUACCAUACCACAACCCGCGAGUUCGUCACAAAUCCCGGUCGCACAACCCUCCAUCCCUCCAGACACGCCGGUACCCCCACCCCACAUCCCAAUCAAUUACGAUGGAAGGGAAUACACUACCAUACCACAACCCGCGAGUUUGUCACAAAUCCCGGUCGCACAACCCUCCAUCCCUCCAGACACGCCGGUACUCCCACCCCAUGUCCCAACCAAUUCUAACGACGUUAAGCGCCGUCACGCGGAUUCCUCGCAAAUUCCUAUCGCACAAGCGCCCACCACACCAUCCCACCCACAGUAUUCGCAAUUGCAGGGGCCUAUCCAGUACCCCACAUUCCAAACGCAGGCAUCGAACAUCUCACAAGUACCCCCGCCUCCCGGACCCACGACUUACACCUAUAUGCCGUUCGGAGCCCCUGGGUCGAUCCCUCAACAUGAGCCUCAAGGGCCACCCCAUGUAUGGCAACAAUAUCAUUAUCCAGGUGGCUAUGCUUCCCCACCACCCCAGAGUCAGCAGGGCUACUACAGUGUUGAUACAUCGGCGCCGCAGGACGCCGCAACUCGUUACUACAACCCUCCCCCAGCGAUUCCUGAGCCAAUCUUUGAAUCAGCGAGUACCCCUCGGCCAGCGCCUCGUCAUACAAGCGCACCCCCCCCAGUGAUCCAAGUGCAACCGACUUCGUACGAGUCGGUCAGCACCCCGGCGCGUCGCCAUGUCAGUGCUCCCCCCCCAGCUCAGCCUCGAGGGGAAACCGUCUCUACACCUCCCAGGCACAAUCAGCGGUCGUCGAGGUCGUCGGCAUUUGAGAUUGACAGCGUUUCAAACACGCUGGUACUUUACAAUGGCAAUGAUCAGCCAUUGACUGUCGCCUCCCUUGCAACGAAAAAUAAUGAUAAACCGAUAAAAGAGGGCAACCGCGUCAAGGCGCGUUAUAUUCUCUGCGACCGGCAAUCCAACGUCCCGGUUGUCAUUUCCUGCCCCAUACUCCCUGUAAACUGGAAGAAGCUGGCCGGCGACUUAUUCAUCAUCACGACAGGCGCUUUGAAGGCGGACACCGAUGCAGAAACUGUCUGGAUGCUGAACGAACAGGGUAGCUGGAACAAUAUAACGCAAGAAUUUAACAGCGGGCGAUUGGAUACAGCGCACUUGGUGCGCCACCCGGCUAGCGCCAUUGCGCCCGAUCACUUCCUUAGCAGGCAUACUAGCGCAGGUAAACCAGGCUGGGUGACGGCGAAAACUCAGGAUACGUAUAAGGUGUGA
This is a messenger RNA of Pleurotus ostreatus (oyster mushroom), 2082 nucleotides long. RefSeq lists its product as uncharacterized. The coding region runs from base 1 to 2082 and encodes 693 amino acids. Lineage: Eukaryota; Fungi; Basidiomycota; Agaricomycetes; Agaricales; Pleurotaceae. The transcript is spliced from 4 exons. The record is from RefSeq and is a predicted model, not a curated record.